Striga asiatica is the source of this 450-nucleotide messenger RNA. The record is from the annotation of a GenBank genome assembly. Lineage: Eukaryota; Viridiplantae; Streptophyta; Magnoliopsida; Lamiales; Orobanchaceae.
AUGAAAACGCAGAAAGACGGAGGGGCUGAUAGGGUGAAGCCCAAGAGAAUUGCGCAGGUCAGCAAGGGCGAGGGCGAAGAGUUGACCAGAAUUGACAUUGCUGUGAACCGGGCCUUUGGAGAGGGACUUGAGGGCUUCCGCCACCGAAGGAGGCCAGAGGACGGCGGAAGAUCGGAGGAUCACAGGCAGAAACGGGAGAAUCGACCUGAAAUCAGCCCUGCUCUCCAUCAAAUCAUUCAGAAGCUGUUGGGGGAAAUACCAGAAAAGGAAAAGGAAGAGAAAAUGAAGUCACCUCUUCUGCUCAUGCUUUGCUUUUCCUCCUCCUCUAUGAAUACUUUUCCCCGCGGACGUCACCCUUGGAUCAAAGAGCUCCUUGACCUUGCCGACCUCCUUAUCGAUCGGUUGGAUCUGCCAUAUUGGGAUGGAUUGGAGUCUGCCUUCACGAAGUAG